AUGUGGUCAACACUUCCGGCGUGGUUAAUCACAAUUUGCGUAUGCGCUUGCGCUCAACGCAUCGACCAGGAGCCCUUGCUUUCUCCACGCCAGUCGCGGGUUCGAGACCGGGAAGUGAAACCUGAUGAACCUACCUGUGACCAGCUGAAGGCUAUGUGGAGGUUUUCGAAAAGGCAAGCCCGAGCUCCUGAAAUUAUGAACGAGGUUAAUUCCUACCGCGAUCCGUUGCUGUACAAUGAAUGGCCCGUCUACACAGCCGUGCCUAGGGCUGCCCCAAGAUUCCGCUACCAGUACCCGGCUAUGCCACGUGAAGCCUAUGGUCGAGUGAUUACGAAGGCACCUCCGAAUGUCGUCCGCACACCCGACUAUGGAGAAAUGUUCGGAAUGCUGAACGUUCCCCAUACAUCUGGCAAAAUCCUGCGGUUCCCGGGACCUUCAAGACCUCGAGGCGGGUCCACUUUCAUGGUGCCACCUCAACGGGACAGAUUUGAGGCACUGAAGAAGCUUAUAAGACAAGAACAUAUCCGCGAACUACAGAGGAAAUAUGAAACAGAGCAGAAACAUGAACUGAAGGAAAUCGUUGCGGGUAGAGGCAAUGAGGAGUAUCCGUAUGGGGCGUAUGGUGAGCAGGAACCUCGGGGCCUGCAGCCCCUUGAGUACGCAGCUGACGACCCCACCGCUAGGCACAACAAGAAACCAACUGCCGGCAGCCGUCAAGUAUCCCAGUUCUCGCGUUACUCCGAUGUGAUGCUUCCACCAGUUCGCCGUACCGUUUACCCGUUCAUGGACUACCCUAUCCCUGAAUAUAUCCCAUACUACUGA
This is a messenger RNA of Pieris macdunnoughi, 822 nucleotides long. The record is from the annotation of a GenBank genome assembly. NCBI's taxonomy places the organism in Eukaryota, Metazoa, Arthropoda, Insecta, Lepidoptera, Pieridae.